Carya illinoinensis is the source of this 1671-nucleotide messenger RNA. RefSeq names its product transcription factor MYB26-like. Bases 301 to 1188 code for a protein of 295 amino acids. Lineage: Eukaryota; Viridiplantae; Streptophyta; Magnoliopsida; Fagales; Juglandaceae. The record is from RefSeq and is a predicted model, not a curated record. The transcript has 3 exons.
CAAACCAUGCAGCUCUUACAGGGAGAUGCUCAAACUUUUAGCCCUUUGCCACAAACCCUAAUUGGGCCACCAACUGAUUAAGAGAAAUAUCAAUAUAUAUAUCAUCCAUUUGUCGAUCUGUUGUGUUCUCUUUACUAUUUUCAUGAUCUUUUUUUGUUGCAAUCCAGGUCUAGAUCAGCUAGAGCCCUUUCUUUUAUUCUCCCUUUCUAUCUGCAGUCGCUUUUGCAGAUAAUACCCAAAUUUCAUCUAGCCAAGUUCAUCACUCAUUUAAUUUGCCCCACUGAUUUUUGAGAAAGGAGGAUGGGACAUCACUCAUGUUGCAACAAGCAAAAGGUGAAGAAGGGGCUAUGGUCACCAGAAGAGGAUGAUAAACUCAUCCAGUACAUUUCAGCCAAUGGCCAUGGUAAUUGGAGCUCAGUUCCUAGACUUGCCGGCCUGCAGAGAUGUGGAAAGAGCUGCAGGCUAAGAUGGAUAAAUUAUCUCAGGCCAGAUUUAAAACGCGGGAGCUUCUCUUCCCAAGAAGAAGCCCUCGUCAUUGAACUCCAUAGAAUUCUUGGUAACAGGUGGUCUCGGAUAGCCAAGCACCUACCUGGAAGAACAGAUAAUGAGGUGAAGAAUUUAUGGAAUACAAGCAUAAAGAAGAAGCUCCUGUCCGGUACUGAUGGCGCCGUGCCUGCUUUACGAUCCUUUCCUGUUAUUGAUCAGUACUAUCCUAGUACUGGCCGUUCAGAUGAAGCUGCUUUCUUACCUCCAAAAGAUCCGAACCCUACCUUGAUCCUAAAAUCUCAACAAGAUCAGCUACAGUACUUUACCCCUCCUAUCACGAUGCUACAAGGUUUAGAUCAUCAUGGUGAACAGAGCAAGAACUUUCGUCCCAGUACUUGGGUUCACUUUCCAACUCUAAUCCCACACUCAUUAGAUUCAUGCAGUAGUAUAACUUGGUCGUUAGGGUAUGAUCAUGCUCAACCUCAUGAUUCAGUACUUGAUCCCAAUCAAGAAGAAGAUCAUCAGAAUUUUAGCCUGAGAUCAGCACCAGCUCCGCAGGAUGAUAGAAUUGGCCUAAUUAUCAAUCCAAGUAUCACAGAACCGCCAAAUAAUAAUGCUGCAAUAUUGGCACCCGAAAUGCCGGAACUCUAUGAAAUCAUCAAUUGUGGUAUUAGAGUUGGUAGCAAGAGCGCACCUCCUUAAUUCACCAGAAAUUAAUUACUAGUACUGCGCCCACCUGCUAGACACUAAUGUCGAUGAAGCUUCUACUUGGGUUUUGUCCACGUGAUUCAUCCACAAGCUAGAUCCAGCCAUUCAAACGGAGUACAUAAAUUAUUACAACGUCGUGCCAUCGUAUAGUCAUGCUCUUCAUCAUUGCCACCACUGGCUAACUAGCUGCAUAUGGAACUGCCUGCAGUACUUUGUCUCUAAGCGAAAUCUGUCUUCAAUCUGGGAACUCUGGACAUGGUAUGGCCGUAGUUUGAAUCUUUGAUUGCACUAGUAUAGGAACACUAGUCAUGUACUGCAGUACUGUCUCUAGCUAGCUAGUUCAAGCUAUAUAUUUAGCCUAUACAAAUUAAAUAAUAAUGUGUGGGUUAAUUUCUUUACAUGUCUGUAAACCUAAAAGCUCGAUAUUUAAUAAGAAAUACUCUGAUCAUCAUAUGAUUAAUCUGAUCCGUAUAUAUA